This is a messenger RNA of Etheostoma spectabile (orangethroat darter), 318 nucleotides long. RefSeq names its product VPS35 endosomal protein sorting factor-like. The record is from RefSeq and is a predicted model, not a curated record. Lineage: Eukaryota; Metazoa; Chordata; Actinopteri; Perciformes; Percidae. Gene Ontology annotation, biological process: endocytic recycling. Gene Ontology annotation, cellular component: endosome.
GCGUGCGCUGCCUACAGUUUCAUCACCAUCCCGUCUCUCAGCAGCAUCUUCAGUCGUCUCAGCCUCUAUCUGCUGUCUGGUCAGGUCGCGUUGGCAAACCAGUGUCUCUCCCAGGCGGAUGCUUUCCUAAAGGCGGCGGUCAGUCUUCUCCCGGAGGUCCCUCGCUCCAUCAGCGUGGAGGGGAAACUUCGAGCGUCUGAGAGCUUCCUGCUGGACUUCAUCAACAACUUCCUGGCUACGCUGCUGGUUGUCCCGGUAACACAAGUCCCUUCCUUAGCCUCUCAGAACAGAAAGAUGAGGAAAAUCAUCCAAGGCUGA